CCAAUCAACAAUAACUCGUUAGCAAUCGCUUUCUUUUUCUUGCUGCCUGAGUUGGCUUUUCCCCCUUGCAGUGACUCGCCCCCUCCAGUCUGUUACUUCCUAAAGAUCUACAUGGUGCUUGGCAGAGAACCGCAACUCUCCAAGGGGAAUACAGUCCGGCUGCCUUUUUAACUACGCCCGAAGCAUGGUUAUUUUGGAGGAAAUGCGUCAGGCGAGCUAAGUUGCGGCAUUCGGCUUUAAGUGUGAAAAUAUACCGGGGGUCUGCGAGAACUGCGAGCACCGGAGGAAACGCUUUUGGACGCUUGAAUGAAAUAAUCAAGUUUGGUGGGAAGCAGCGAUUCUUCGGGACUGCGAUGACCUCCAGUAAAGACAUGAAGGCAGGUUCUGUGUUGCAGUCUAGCGGCGAGGACCGGAGACGGGCUCCGCUGGACCAGCUGCCACCGCCGGCCAACUCCAACAAGCCCUUGACGCCGUUCAGCAUUGAGGAUAUUCUCAACAAACCCUCGGUAAAGAAGUCGGUCGCCAGUAUCUGUCCGCCGAGGGUGCUGGAAAAAGUCGCGAGCUCCAAUUCGGCGAGGAACGGGAUCACCACUCCCUCCUCGCCGCUGUGCGCGCUGGAGGAGCUGGCCAGUAAAACGUUCAAGGGUCUGGAAGUCAGCGUGAUCCAGGCGGCAGAAGGUCGCGAGCAUCUCAACGCCUUUGGACAGAGACAGACGUCGAAAAAGAGGAGAAAGUCGCGGACGGCCUUCACGAAUCACCAGAUCUACGAACUGGAGAAGAGGUUUCUGUAUCAGAAGUACCUUUCUCCGGCCGACCGCGACCAGAUUGCGCAGCAGCUGGGUCUCUCCAACGCGCAGGUCAUCACCUGGUUCCAGAACCGCAGGGCCAAACUCAAACGGGACCUGGAGGAGAUGAAAGCGGACGUGGAGUCGUUAAAGAAAAUCACGCCCCAGACGCUGCAGAAGCUCGUCAGCAUGGAGAACAUUGAGGAGAGCCAGGGCGGGGGGUCCGACGCCAGGUCGCCCAGUGUGUCCCCGACCUCCCAAGGACACCGGGCCUUCCCUCAGUCCCCGUCCUCAUCCAGGGACCAAACCACGGAUGAGUUCUCGGAGGACGACGAGGAGAUCGAGGUGGAUGAUUGACAGUCAGGGGCCUGUGGUUUUCAUACAUAACAAAAAAUAUUAAAAAGGGGGCAUUUUUUUCUUCCCAAACUUUUGCACGGAUAUUGACAAAAACGGAGAAUAUGCACAGUUCUAAACCUUUCAGGAAGGUUGUUUUUGGACGCAUCCUCCUCUUUUUUCAAUUUUAAUUUAUUAAUCGGACCUGUAAAGCCUUCCAAGCCUGUCGUUUAUGUUCCACCAUGAUAUUGGAGGAAUAUUUGGUUUCCUCACAGACAGUCAGACACUCUCAAACUGUAAUGGUACAGGGGGACUGAAACUGUGUAAACAUUUUGAUGUUUCAGUGUUGUUUUCAAAGGAAGGGGUGGAGGCGUUGUGCAAUUAUUUUUCUCUGACAUUUGCAUUCUUCUGUUUAAGGAAUCGGAUCUGCCAAAUAUUUAAAUGACCCCCUCCUCUUCUCCGUGUUUUAUUGUUUGUUUUUUUACACGCACAGCUGGGUUUCGACGUGUCGGUCCACCCCACGUCAAGUGUAAAACCAUUUUUCGUCCUCUGCACGGCCUGUUGGCAGCGCGAACGGACGGAGGCGUCAGAGCAACUGCAAACUUUUACAGUUGUGUAUAUAGAUCAAACACACUAUGCGAUAAUUUUAUUGUAACAUUCUAUUUAAUCAGCAUCUAUGUAAAUAAAGGUUAUAUGAUAUUUCAAGA
Messenger RNA from Betta splendens (Siamese fighting fish), 1825 nucleotides. It is a transcript of the gene lbx2, whose product is annotated as ladybird homeobox 2. Gene Ontology annotation, biological process: regulation of DNA-templated transcription. Lineage: Eukaryota; Metazoa; Chordata; Actinopteri; Anabantiformes; Osphronemidae. The transcript has 2 exons. Gene Ontology annotation, molecular function: DNA-binding transcription factor activity, RNA polymerase II-specific; DNA binding. The record is from RefSeq and is a predicted model, not a curated record. Bases 354 to 1142 code for a protein of 262 amino acids.